UCUGGCGGAGCGGCCGGGACCUUGAGCACGGCCAGGCCAGCACCGGAGCCAGCAGGGAGCAGGGAGCAAGGGAGAAGCGACACCAAGAAAACGAGCGCGCUAGAGAGGGGCAAAGGGGCUCGAGAAGCCGCACAGAGCUUCCUCGCACAGCCUCCGACCGGCCUCUCCCGACCAGUGCCAGCCCUCAGGAACGUUCGUCCAGACACCCGAUACAGGCACAGCCGCGGACUGCGCGCGGCUCGCUGCAGCGAGGCCCGGGGCGGCCCCGUAGGGACCCCCUCAGACCGCCCGGGCCGCCCGGAUGUGCACUAAAAUGGAACAGCCCUUCUACCACGACGAAUCAUACGGAACAGCGGGAUACGGCCGGACCCCGGGCGGCCUCUCUCUACACGACUACAAACUCCUGAAACCCAGCCUGGCGCUCAACCUGGCCGACCCCUACCGAAAUCUCAAAGCACCUGGUGCGCGGGGUCCCGGCCCAGAGGGCAACGGCGGAGGCAGCUACUUUUCUAGCCAGGGUUCGGACACAGGCGCGUCACUCAAGCUCGCCUCAUCGGAGCUGGAGCGCCUGAUCGUCCCCAACAGCAACGGCGUGAUCACGACGACGCCCACGCCCCCGGGACAGUACUUUUACCCCCGCGGGGGUGGCAGCGGUGGAGGUGCGGGGGGCGCAGGGGGCGGCGUCACUGAGGAGCAGGAAGGCUUCGCCGACGGCUUUGUAAAAGCGCUGGACGACCUGCACAAGAUGAACCACGUGACGCCCCCCAACGUGUCCCUGGGCACCAGCGGGGGACCCCCAGCCGGGCCCGGGGGCGUCUACGCCGGCCCGGAGCCUCCUCCAGUCUACACCAACCUCAGCAGCUAUUCUCCGGCCUCUGCGCCCUCCGGAGGAGCCGGGGCCGCCGUCGGGACAGGGAGCUCGUACCCGACGGCCACCAUCAGCUACCUCCCACACGCGCCGCCCUUCGCCGGCGGCCACCCGGCGCAGCUGGGCCUGGGCCGUGGCGCCUCCGCCUUCAAGGAGGAACCGCAGACCGUGCCUGAGGCGCGCAGCCGCGAUGCCACGCCGCCGGUGUCCCCCAUCAACAUGGAAGACCAGGAGCGCAUCAAAGUAGAGCGCAAGCGGCUGCGAAACCGGCUGGCGGCCACCAAGUGCCGGAAGCGGAAGCUGGAGCGCAUCGCGCGCCUGGAGGACAAGGUGAAGACACUCAAGGCCGAGAACGCGGGGCUGUCCAACACUGCCGGCCUCCUCCGGGAGCAGGUGGCCCAGCUCAAACAGAAGGUCAUGACCCACGUCAGCAACGGCUGCCAACUGCUGCUUGGGGUCAAGGGACACGCCUUCUGAGCGCCCCCUUAUCCCCCGUACGGACAUUUCCCCAACCUGGACGGCUGGGCGCACGCCUCCCAUGGGGCGAGGGGGCAGGCGGUGGGCACUGGCCCCGGGACCUGAGGGCGCAACAAACCACACUGGACUCCUGCCCGCCCGCUCUGCGCCCAGUCCUUCCACCUCAACGUUUACAAGCCCCCCUUCCACUAUUUUUUUUUUAUUUUUUUUCCUGCAGAACUCAAUUCAUAUUGAAUAUAAUAUAUUUGUGUAUUUAACAGGGAGGGGAGGAGGGGGCGAUUGCGGCGGAGCUGGCCCCGCCGCCCGGUACUCUAGCCCUCGGGGAUACUGAGGAGGGGACCCCCGCCCCCUGCCCUCCCCCCUCUGCACCGUACUGUGGAGAAGAAACACGCAGUCGGUUUCUAAAGGAGCUAUUUUAAGCUGUGUUUAUGUGUGAGUUCGUUUAUUGUCCUUACUUUUUAUUGAAUCUAUUUAAGUAAAAAAAAAAAAAGUUCUUUA
This is a messenger RNA of Capra hircus (goat), 1843 nucleotides long. RefSeq names its product JunB proto-oncogene, AP-1 transcription factor subunit (gene JUNB). Bases 302 to 1345 code for a protein of 347 amino acids. The transcript has a single exon. Gene Ontology annotation, cellular component: transcription regulator complex. The record is from RefSeq and is a predicted model, not a curated record. Gene Ontology annotation, molecular function: RNA polymerase II cis-regulatory region sequence-specific DNA binding; transcription factor binding; DNA-binding transcription factor activity, RNA polymerase II-specific. NCBI's taxonomy places the organism in Eukaryota, Metazoa, Chordata, Mammalia, Artiodactyla, Bovidae. Gene Ontology annotation, biological process: regulation of transcription by RNA polymerase II; regulation of cell population proliferation; regulation of cell cycle.